CAGGAAAAGUUACCAGAUAUUCCAGUCGCGGGGAUGUAUAACAAAUAUGGUGGAAAAGUCAGGUUAACCUUCAAACUCCAGUUGGAUCAACUAUGGAUUGGAACAAAAGGUUUGUUGUACGUUUAUCUGAUAGCAGGAUCUUACUUUUAAUUUUUGGCCAUAAUUCACAAUGUCCGCUCAGUAGAUACCCAGCGUAAUUAGCAACGAGCACGCUGACGUCCCGGACGUCAUGAAUACAGUAGCAACCGGAAGUUCGAUGUCUCGCUUGACGGAACGCUUCUGUCUCACACAACGAAUCUGAGUACCUUUGUUUUAACUCCUGCUGUACGUAUUUGUCGAGUCCGGUUGCCAUUUUUGACGUCCGGGACGUCAACGUUCUCUUUGUUUAAGGUCCCUAUUAACCCCUGCACCACCCGUAACCGUCCUUUUAGAUCCAUGUCGCUUGUACGACAUGUGAGGUCACCAGUUUAAACGGUCAUGGGUAUUUUUUUUUUCUUAUAACUAAUUUGUGAAGGGGGGAGAGGUCUUUUAAACGUUACCUGAAUAUCACCAUUCAGUUAAACAGGGCACAGAAAAACGCAAAAAAGAAGCAAAAAGUUGACCAGAAAAUUCUCGGAGCUAUGAAGCUCUCAGAAACCUUUAUUUUCGUUUUCAUGAUCCGCGCGAUCGCUGGAAUUCCCUCGGCUAUUACCUCGCCCUAUCCGCACCCUGUCGAUGCUGUCCAAAAUAUUCCACUGUUCAUUAACCUGUCCACAGGCGUUUUUUCCCCCCCGAGGAUUCGGCCGUGCUUUCACUCGCACGCGAGAACGAGCACGACACGCGGGGAAAAAAACAAUUUUCUCCUUUCCCCACCCACACCCCCAUGCGUUUCCGGUUUUUAUUUUCACGCGCGCGCUCGACGAUCUCUAAUGAGAAAACAAAGGGUCUCUGAACAGGCUAAUUGUUCAUCUAAACAAGUUCAAGGGCUGUCAGCGUGAUCUUAUGUGAUCUUACAUGUUUAUUCUUUAAAUCUUAUUUCGCUGUAAACUGCGCUGCUAGUCGCACUGCUAUAAAGGAAGCUGAAUUUUAUCAUUUGUUUGCAGAACGAACGGAAAAAAUACCAAUGGGGUCAAUAAAAAAUGUCAUCUCCGAAUCAAUUGAAGGCCAUGAGGAGUAUCAUAUUAUGGUAAGCCUAAAGUCGGCUUUACAGGAUGUCAAGUCCAUUUUUCUUAAUUUUAGCUCGCUUUAUUGUAUUGUCCUCUGGCACUACCGAAACUGUAAUAGCUAAAGAACGUUUUAAGUGGCUCACAUUUGCACCAGAGCAGUGCGAAAGCAGUUGGAAUUUAGUACAACUGAUGUAGGUGGGCUGUUCUCCGAUCAAGCUCUACAGAUUUUCUCAAUUUUACCAUUCUGCGAUGUAAACUUUUAUUUAAGACAAGUCUCCGAUUGUACGAUUCUUCCGAUUUUAGUGUGCUAUUGUCCGACGAUUCUCCGAUUUUUCCUGGAGAGCGCGAAAUUUUACACUUGUCACAAGCUUGUUUCGCCCCGUGCCAUAAAGAUGGAGAAAUAUUCAGGACGUAACUAAUCGAUAUUUUCGAUACUCGAUAGAAAUCGAACGUAAUCGAUCGUAAUCAAUAAUAAUAAUAAUAAUGUUUAUUUCUUAUAUUGCGCAGUCUAGCAUGCGAUAAAGAUAUGAUCGAGUGCGCAUUACAACACUAAAAUCUUAAAUCUUAAUCGAUACUAAUCAAUCGAUUAAUAUCGGAAAUCGAUAGAAAUCGAUCACUCGCGUCUUUGUGAUUUUCGAUUUUGAUCGAUUUCUGUAAUUAGCUAUCGAUUUUAUCGAUUUGUUCGACAAUGAUCGAAAUGAAAAUGGACGAAGAUUCUCCGCGCUCCGUAAGCCACGAGAACGGAGAACGAGAACGAGAACGGACGACAGUUUGCCAAUUUCUACAUUAGUGACUCCGGCUAUUUACCACGAUUCUGACAAUUCUAGAGUACAAAUUUACAGCAGUGAUCCUGGUACAAAAAAUAAAUAAGAAAAGUAGCUACCAUUGGAGAAAGAAGUAACAUCAUCUUUAUCAACAAAGCGGAUUCUAAGGUAAGCUUGAAGGUAAGUGUUACGCAGUGUUGUGAUAAGAUCAGAUCACGUUUCAGAUUUUCGAUUUCCAUAGAUGCGACAAAAAAUUUGUGAUUAUCGAUUUCAAUCGAUUAAAUUGACUAAUCAAUCGACAAAUAUCGAGUACUAUCGAGUAUUAUCGAUUAAUCGAUUACAUUUUCGAUGAUCGAUUUCUAUCGAUUAGUUACGUCCUGAAUAUUACAUGUGAAGCGCGCUUGUUUCACUUUAUGGCUUGAAGAAGGAGGAAUAUUCCUAGUUUGGCACGCUUGUUUUGCUUUAUAGCGGAAAAGACGAGGACUAUAAACGUUUGCAGCGAUUUUUUUCUCAAAAAUGGUAGUCACAAAAAGAACGAAAUUUUAAAAGAAUGUAGAAUCGAAACAAUCGGGCAAGAGUCGGAGAAUCGUAAAACGAAACUUGAGAAUCAGAAGAAUAGGAGAGUGGCAACUGAAUAAUGGACCACAACUAUUAUUUUACUAUUCUCCGAUUUGGCACUUAUCUCGCACUCUCCUGAAUUGCACCUAGCACAGUUUGGGGGUAAACGCUGAAUUGAUUAUUUUGUGUUGCAGGCUAUUCAGCUCGGGCCAACAGAAGCUUCUCGAUAUUGGAUCUACUGGGUACCUGCGCAGUACGUGGAUGCUAUAAAGGACACUAUUCUGGGAAAAUGGCAACCGUUCUAG
Molecule: messenger RNA, 2772 nt
Organism: Porites evermanni
Lineage: Eukaryota; Metazoa; Cnidaria; Anthozoa; Scleractinia; Poritidae
Source: the annotation of a GenBank genome assembly